UGUAGACGGUUCCUAGGAUGAAGUAUGGCUGGUCUCGGUGCAUGUGUAGAUCGGACCGAACGACUCGAAUCUGAUCUGACUGAGCUCUGAAAAUCUGCAUCAGAUCUGAAAUACACGCACAGAGGUCAGCAUGGAGGACAGUCCUGAGAAACACAGCAAAGAAGUGGAUGUUUAUCGAGACACAUGGGUCCGAUUUCUAGGUUAUGCUAAUGAGGUGGGCGAGGCGUUCCGCUCGCUCGUGCCCGUCAGUGUGGUGUUGGCGAGUUACGCAGUCGCCACGGUAUACGUGUCCGCAGACGCAGUUGACAAAGGCAAGAAAGCUGCGGCGGCUCAUGGAGAGAAUCCAGGGAAGACAGCACGAGUGACGGUGGCCGUGGUCGACACGUUUCUGUGGCAGGCUUUAGCUUCAGUCGCCAUUCCUGGAUUCACCAUCAACCGUGUGUGCGCUGCUUCUCUGUUCCUGCUGGGAAAAACAACACGCUGGCCACUUCCUGUACGCAAGUGGACCACUACGGCCAUCGGUCUCUCCACCAUCCCCUUCAUCAUCACUCCUAUUGACAGGGGUGUGGAUUUGCUGUUGGAUUCGAGUGUGCGGAGACUCUACGGUGGCGGUGAAAAACAUGAAUGAGCGUCAGGAUUUUGACCUCUGACCCCAGCAGCUUCAGUGAUCAGCAGGUCUUCAGGAUUUGAAUAUUCACUGAACAUCUGGAGUUGUUUUUUAAUGAAUUGUGCCAGUCAAAUAUCUUCAUUGCCCUGUUUGAGCUAUAUUUUUAUGGUUUUGUUUUUGUUGAUUUUUGCAUUGUUGUGAUUUACAUGUUUACCUUUCGGUUUAAUGCAUGGAUUAAAGUGAAUAUGAUUGAAAAUGUUAA
Messenger RNA from Triplophysa dalaica, 869 nucleotides. It is a transcript of the gene mtfp1, whose product is annotated as mitochondrial fission process 1. Gene Ontology annotation, cellular component: mitochondrion. Gene Ontology annotation, biological process: mitochondrial fission. The transcript is spliced from 4 exons. The coding region runs from base 131 to 628 and encodes 165 amino acids. NCBI's taxonomy places the organism in Eukaryota, Metazoa, Chordata, Actinopteri, Cypriniformes, Nemacheilidae. The record is from RefSeq and is a predicted model, not a curated record.